AUGUCAGCAGGCAAGGGAGGAGGGGAAAUGAGAGAGUCGCCGGCCGGCAAAGAGAUGCACUCCGUUGGGUCGUCGAUUGAGUUUCAGGUGUGCACAGACUCCAAGGCAAGUAGUCGCGCGAAUUCAGAUGGCGGCGGUGACGCACCCUCCUUGCGUGAAGAAGUUUGUGGUAGCGGUGUCGUGAGUGGCGUCCAUGGCUCCCCACCGGCGUCGUCAGGGCCCACCGACCGACGGCACGUUGCAGCGGCGGUCGAAGGAGUGGGGUGCGCAAUGACACAAGAGAGAGAUGACGACAAGAACGGACAUGCCCGCCCGCACCAGAGUACACCUGCGUUGCUGCUUCCACUGCCACAAGGAGCGGCAUCAACGAUGGAGGGCGCGGUGGCGCAGUCGACAUCCCCGGGCAGACUGUCUCGUCCGACGGCGACGGUGGAAAGAACAGCGAGGGAUGACUUCAGCAGCCUGAAUUCCGCGACGGGCCGUGGGGAGCAGCGUGGGCGCAGUGACCCACGCGGUGACGAGAAAAAAGCGAGGAUUCACGCCAAGGCCGCGCCUCUUCCUGCCGCAACCCCCUCACAUGGUCGACUGAUUGACGACAAGUCGGGUGGCUGCUGGGCCAACUGUGGGCCCAAAGUACGGUUUCCGUUUUUUAAGGGCUUCCGCGGCAUGUUCUCUUCAAAUAAGAGGAAGAAGAGCCAACAACAUCAGGGAGGCAUUGCGCGUGAGGCACAUGCAUCUGAAGGGGCGCCCGCAGGAGGGAUGGCAACAGCAAUCGUGCCCAUGGAUGAAUCUCGGUUUACUUCUUUUGUUACUCCGACGCCAUCACCUCCUGUCGCUGCUGUUUUCAGACCCAGCGACGAGGAGGGAAAGGGAAAAGGUAUUUUGGAUGGAUACAGGGUACACAACGAGGAUUGGGCUCGGGAGUCUCAUGGGAACGGGCAAGAUGUGGAGGAAGAUCCCAGACAACAGCGAUCUCACGAUAUAAGGACACCGCCGCACUCAUUGCAAGAUGAGAAACUACAGGAAGAAGACGUUUCAAAGGCACGAGAGGCCAAGAAAGUGAAAGAGGUGACUGACGGUGGUGGUAGCGAGGCUGUAAAGGAGGUGGUGGAGAAUGUGUCAAGAUCUGUUCAGGCAUCGCCGUCGCCCGCAGCCUCUGCACCGUUAGUCACAUUGGUGCCGCCUGUGGGGACGGAUUUUCACUCCAGAUCAAACGCAUCGACCCCACGGACGCAUGAGGAGGAAGAGACUUCAGGUGCAGUCACACCGAAACUGUGUGAUGAUAUUUAUUCCACGAAGGAUGAAAAUUCAUUGUGUUUUGAGUUUGAGGAGGAAAAGGAAGAGGCGAAUGCGGACAGCAAUGAAAGUCAGUUUGCAUCGUCUCACAGCCUUCUGUUUGCAAAUCUGGAAGUAAAGGCGUUGCCCAGUGCCGAAAAGGCCACAACGAGUUCUACGACAACGAUGCUGACCGAGAAGGUUGUCCCUAAUUGGCUGCCUGUGGUACCCAGACGGAGUGCACGUGAUGAGUUCCGGGGACUUGCAACUUCCUCCGCGAAGAGGACACAUUCAUUCAUGCGUGCAGCACAGCGCGGCCAUGAGAGGCGUGCCAAUGGGAAUUAUAACGCUUCACGUGAAACGUCGCAUGUCACAAUUGCUUCGUAUCCGUGCCGUAGUCAUUCUGCUUACGAGUCUACUCGCCGGAUGCAAAAUGGAAAGAAGAAACCCGAAGAGGGAGGAGAACCGGGAGAUGACGAGAGGAUGGCGACGAUGAUGAUGAGGGCUUUAACGUCUAAAACCUACGCUUCGUUAUUGCCUCCCACGUUUCACACCGCCGUCAGGUUUGGUUCACAACGGAAUGGAAAGCAACCGAAAGAAAACAACAAGGCCGUGACUGCACGAAAGGCGUCCGUUGUGAGGUGGUACACGUCCACUCCACAGGCAAGGAAAAGGGCAGCUGCUGUCCUCAAGUCACGAAGGGACGAAAAAAGCAGUGGGCAUUCGCUGCAGCAGAGGGUGGCUUCAAGGAACGGCGACAACAGCUGGACGAAGGAGGGCAGUGUUCAUCUUAGUCUCGGGUCGUACGCCCAAAUGGCCGCGAGGCGACGGGAAUACAUGGAAUACAUGCAAAAGGCAAAAUCUCUUGCCACGUCGCAUAGUAUCAUCAACAACAGUAGGAGCAGUGCUUGGAAAGACAAGAAACAUUCGCAUGGUGGCAAGGCAACAUGUCCCGUUUUACGAGAGCCAACCUCGGGAAUUGAUUCCCCGAAGGAGUUGCUGCGGGAGGGAUAUGCAGCAUACUGGAGAUACCUUACCGCUUUGUUGAUGCAGAAUGGGAAUAAAAAAGCGGGUCAUACGGACGCGUCGAUGGCGCGUUUAUUUGGAACGUUGAAAUCUCGGCGCUCGCCCUACACGGGGCUCACGUGGAGGGAAUUUAAGUCACUGUUUUAUCUAAGUAAUAGUUUUUCAAUGAACACAAACUCCUCCUUCCCUCUUCAUGCCGGUGGCACUGAACCAACCACAGAGAUGCAGGAAGAUCCUUUUUUGGUACUCUCUAUGUUAAUGCGGCCAUCAUGUGCUGCAUGUGGACCGGAUGCACGCGAGCUGCAGAUGUUGUAUUUAUUAUCCAACGGCGGAAGGGAGCGGAUUGUAACGCAGCCAACACGGGAGUGGCUCUAUGAGUCCGUACCUACUGUCCCAAAACCAAAGUUUUCCACCAUAACGCCAAAGAAGCAAUCACACACGUUGGAAUCAUCACGAAAGAAGAACAACGCAUUUGUGGAGAAGGGGACGCCAUCUGGAUCGCUUUUUUCAUAUGCGUCACAGUUCUCUACAACUGCACAUGGAGCGAGGUGCAGCGAUAAUACGUUGGAUAGGGACUCGUCCUAUAUUGCCGUGAAAUUCGAUGCGGUUGAGCCCAAGCAGCAUGAGGCGCAACGGCGACGGGGUUUUAACGGUAAUGAAGAUCAUGAUGUAAGUGGGGCUCUUCCUUUUACAAAUUCCCCUGAUUCCACUGCUGGAGGUCAUUUCUCCGACGUCAUUUACUCCCCUAAGACAACAGAAGCAGAAGCAACUGUGGGUAAUGUGGAUGGAACGCGUCAUGAGCACCAAAAACUUCAAGAGACAAAAUAUGCGCCGGAUACUACUGACGCCCCUUCUGUACAGUCUAUUUGUGAGCAGGCCUUUGAGAAAUCGGAGGGAGGAAUUUGUAAGAAACUUGAUGCAUUGGGCACCAUGCCUGCGCAACAUUUUCCAGGUAUGUAUGAGAAUUAUACGGAGAAAUGUGAAGGAGAUCUCAAGAGAAGUCAUGUGAAUGGUACCAUAAACAUGACGCCAUGUGUUCAUUCAGUUGUGAAAUCCACCGACGCACAUGUUGACAAGUCUCGUGACAUGGGAGGCAGCAAGGAGGGAAAAGAGAGAAAGGGAAAGGAUAACGAUACACAUGCCACAUGGACGGAAGAGCGACGAAGUCUUGAGGAAAAAUUAAUUAUUAUUGCCGCUGAGCGAGAUAUGCUGAUGGAUCAGCUUCGUAUAUACAAUACAUACGAUGAGGCAAAGCAGAAAAGAAAGAAGGAAACGCAACCUCAGCAGACACCAUCAGGCACCGUAUCAUAG
Molecule: messenger RNA, 3612 nt
Organism: Trypanosoma cruzi
Lineage: Eukaryota; Euglenozoa; Kinetoplastea; Trypanosomatida; Trypanosomatidae
Exons: 1
Coding region: 1-3612 (1203 amino acids)
Source: RefSeq, a predicted model, not a curated record